Messenger RNA from Fibroporia radiculosa, 1653 nucleotides. RefSeq lists its product as uncharacterized. The coding region runs from base 1 to 1653 and encodes 550 amino acids. The transcript has 14 exons. Gene Ontology annotation, biological process: transmembrane transport; carbohydrate transport. Gene Ontology annotation, molecular function: carbohydrate:proton symporter activity. The record is from RefSeq and is a predicted model, not a curated record. Lineage: Eukaryota; Fungi; Basidiomycota; Agaricomycetes; Polyporales; Fibroporiaceae. Gene Ontology annotation, cellular component: membrane.
AUGUCUUCAUCUUCGCAUCGUAGCGCCCGUGGAUCCGUCUCUGAGAAAGCUCAGCAUGGUAUUGCUUAUUCCUACGGUUCAACUUUUGAGGAUGAGAUUCGUGCAGCUGCACCCAGCCUGCGUGGACGGCGAUUGACGGCUGCUCUGGCAUUCGUGGCGGGCACAGGCUUCACGCUAUUUGGUUAUGACCAAGGUGUUAUGUCUGCUCUCCUCACCGCAAACCAGUUCGAUAAAGUCUUUCCUCAAGUCGCGAUAGGCGAUAAUCAUGCCACUUUACAAAGCUUUCUCGUCGCCAUCUAUGAAAUUGGCUGCCUGUUUGGUGCUUUAUCUAACCUCUGGCUUGGCGAUAAGCUUGGCCGGAGGAAGACGAUUUUUAUUGGAGGUUCUAUCAUGAUCGUUGGCGCAAUACUGCAAACCACUUCCUUCACCUAUGCUCAGAUGAUAGUUGCUCGUAUCAUCACGGGUCUCGGCAAUGGAUUGAAUACGUCCACAGUUCCAACAUACCAUGCUGAAUGUUCGCCCGCCGCGAAGAGAGGCAGUUUCAUUAUGGUUGAAGGCAGCUUGAUCACAUUUGAUGCUGAUACCGCCCAGAUACACUUUGCAUUCUAUUGGUUAACGGGCUCUUCAGCGCAAUGGAGAGUCCCUAUUGCUUUUCAGAUUGUGCUAGCUUUGAUGAUGAUUGUGGGCGUCAUGUUUUUGCCCGAAUCGCCACGAUGGCUUGCGAAACAUGGUCGCGAAGCAGAAGCGCUGGCGAUCAUCUCAGCUCUCGAGAACAAGGACUACACUGAUGAAUCGGUGCAACUUACCUACCAUGCUAUUCGCGAAACUAUUGCUGCUGAACACAGUAAUUCUUCCUCUGACCGCUCUGCUCUUCGGGAGAUCUUCACGAAUAGUCGCUCGCAAAACUUUCGACGAGCCUCCUUGGGCGUUAUAAACCAGUGCUUCCAACAAAUCUCUGGCAUAAAUAUCAUUACAUACUAUGCUACGAUCCUCUUCCAACGUCUUGGGCUUAAUGACGUCAACUCACGUAUUAUUGCUGCCGCUAACGGUACAGAAUAUUUCUUGGCCAGUAUCAUCGCCAUCUUCCUUAUCGACCGAAUCGGUCGCCGGAAACUCAUGUUGUUCGGCUCGGUGGGGCAGACACUCACUAUGGUGCUGCUCGCUGUUCUUGGAAGCAUUAAUACGCCUGGAUGUCAAGUCGCGUCCUGCGUGUUACUGUUCGUUUUCAACUCAUUCUUCGCCGUUGGAUGGCUUGGGAUGACGUGGCUAUACCCCGCGGAGAUUGUUGGCCUGAAAAUCCGUGCACCGGCGAAUGCAUUCAGCACCGCGUCCAACUGGAUCUUCAACUUCGUUGUCGUGAUGGUCACUGGUCCAUCAUUCAAUGAUAUCAGCUGGCGAACUUAUAUUGUCUUUGCUGCGCUGAAUGCUUUUAUCAUUCCUAUUGUGUAUUUCUUUUUCCCAGAAACGGCUGGACGGUCGCUGGAAGAUAUGGACGUAAUAUUUGCUAUUGCAUACAACGAGAGUGUAUCCCCCGUUGCUGUUUCGCUUAGAAAGAAUGUACCUCCAGCUGGUUCACCAGAAGCCGACGAGAUUCUUGGUAUUUCCCCUCGCAGUAAUGAUGGUGAAGUGCUCGAAGAGCGUAACAAGGAGUAG